AUGCCAACUCUGACACACUCCUUGGCGGUGGAUAUUGAACAUGAGGUCUUCAAGAUCACCAAGUCUUCUAACCUGUACAAAGCAGCUGUCCUGAAGAGGGUAUCAGAGAUGAAGAAGGGAGUGGCUGCCUCUGCAGGAAGAGGAGGAGGAGGAGGAGGAGAAGGGACCAGCUGCUCUGGGGAAUCCACAGAGAUAAAGACUGAAUCCAAAGACGAAGCAGCCUCCUCCUCUUCCUCCUCCUUGACUGAGGAGCAGCAGGGCUUCACGCCUGCCUCACAGAUCUACUCACUAAAGCGGAAGAGAAUAGGAGCAGGUCUGAGGGGCUCCUCCAACCCCUUCCAAACUGCCAGUGAGCUGCUGAGGGCUUCUAACUGUGAGGGCUCCACUACAGGGCCAGGUCCAGCGGCCAACAGGGGGACAGGGAGCGGGGGCCCUGAGAGCCUGGCUGGGUCUGGAGAGUCAGCCAGUGAGGAGGAGAGGGGUAAGAGGAAGGAGACAAAGACUGGAGAUACAGCACCAACCAUCAGCUCCUCCAUCAGAGCUAAAGCCAGUGCAGUCUCUGCCUCCCUGAACAGUCCCACCAAGACAGGAGGCAAGACCCUGAGCAAGAAGCAGCAGAAGCUAGUGGAGGCUGCUAAGAACCCCUGCAACAUUACCCAGUACUUUGGGAAGAAACAGAUUGAAAAGAGUCAAGAGUUGGAGAUAAGAACAAAUUGUGUCAUCUCAGGCCUUUUCAAUACCACCCCCGUCACUCCCCACUAAGGAAAUCACAC
Molecule: messenger RNA, 773 nt
Organism: Coregonus clupeaformis (lake whitefish)
Lineage: Eukaryota; Metazoa; Chordata; Actinopteri; Salmoniformes; Salmonidae
Product: ATP-dependent DNA helicase Q5-like
Exons: 4
Coding region: 1-762 (253 amino acids)
Source: RefSeq, a predicted model, not a curated record